Molecule: messenger RNA, 2148 nt
Organism: Funneliformis geosporum
Lineage: Eukaryota; Fungi; Glomeromycota; Glomeromycetes; Glomerales; Glomeraceae
Source: the annotation of a GenBank genome assembly
AUGACUAAAGAACCAGGUUCAACUAGGCCAAGGCCUCAUAAUGUAAAAACCGAGUCAAGCUCCUCUAAAUCUGCUUCUGGAGAAACUGAUACUCGCUCAACAAAAUCGAGUUCUUCUUCUGCGUCUGCUCGGACUGUAAAAGUCCCCAUAAGUUCACACCCCCGUUCGACAACACCGUAUUGUCCACUCGCGAAAACGGCUUUUAUCGCUUUUUUAUUAAUUCGAUUACUUUCCGCUUUAUUCUCAAAUAUAGUCGAUUGUGACGAGGUUUUUAAUUAUUGGGAACCAACGCAUUACUUACAAUAUGGAUACGGAAUGCAGACGUGGGAAUAUUCGCCAACGUAUGCAAUUAAAAGCUGGGCUUAUAUUCAGUUACAUGCACUUAUUGGCAAUGGUUUUAAUUUUUUAUUCAAUCACGAUAAGGUUAAAGUAUUUUACGCCAUACGCGUGAUUUUCGCUGUGAUUUGUUCAAUUUGUGAAACAUUAUUCUAUCGCUCAGCAGUAAAUAAUCUAGGCCCACGAGUCGGCCGUUAUUUAAUACUCACAAUGUUAAUUAGUGCUGGGAUGUGGAAUGCUUCAAUCGCAUAUCUCCCCUCGACGUUUGCAAUGUAUACAACUAUGAUAGCAUUUUUUUAUGCUCUUAAACCUGUUUCCACAACUUCUGGAGGAAGAAUUUAUCGUACAAUUUUUUGGGUUGGUCUAGGAUCUCUAUUAGCAUGGCCUUUUAGUGCAGCGGUCGGUAUACCCGCAGCUAUCGAAGAAUUGGUUCUUCGAACUGCCGCGCUCAAGAACAGAUUUGAGCGAAUCCAACGAUUGAUAGUUGGUCUCAUAUUUUCAUCAUUCAUAAUAUUGACACCUCUUGUUUUAAUUGACUAUAUUUAUUAUAAAAAAUUUACCAUAGUUUCGUUAAACAUUGUAAUGUACAAUAUUUUCGGCGGAAAAGACAAAAAUCCCGACAUUUUUGGUACCGAACCAUGGCACUUUUACAUAUUGAAUGGCUUCCUGAACUUUAAUUUUUUGUUUUUUAUGGCUCUUAUAAGCAUACCGGGUUUAAUUAUUACUUACUUUGUCGAUCCUGGACGUAUUUCAUCCACAUCUACAGCUGGACCAAUUUAUGCUUAUCUUUAUCUCGCCUUUCGACUUUUGCCAUUUUAUUUAUGGCUUGUUACAAUUAUUAUACAACCGCACAAGGAAGAACGUUUUUUGUUUAUAGUUUAUCCUCUAAUUUGUCUAAAUUCAGCAGUUGCAUUGUUUCUAAUAAGAGGAUGGUUGGAUCGAAUAUUAGUGUUUUUGUCCGAUGGACAUUUACCUUAUGCACGCGCUCGAAGAUAUUGCAUGAAAUUUCUUACGACUUCUAUUAUUUUUAUCUGCGGAAUUAUUUCGUUCUCGCACAUCGCUGCUUUAUAUGUUCACUAUGGUGCUCCAAUGACUAUUUAUAAACAUUUUUAUUAUGUUGAGAUACCUAGUCAAAUUGCAGCUCGCCAGUUACAGGUGGAUUUAUUAAAUAAUCCAAUUAAUCUCUGCAUAGGAAAGGAAUGGUAUCGAUUUCCGAGCCAUUACUUCUUACCGGAAGGAGUGCGUUUGAGAUUUUUAAAAUCCGAUUUCAACGGACAAUUACCAAAAUAUUUUUUGGAAAAAACUUAUGUUGAUUUAAAUAAUGUAACCAAAUUGAGUGCUGAGCGUGAAGGAACUUGGACUAUUCAAGAAGGAUUUAAUAAUUAUAAUUUAGAAGAAGUGGAUCGAUAUUUCAAUGUAACGCAGUGUGAUUAUAUUAUCGAUCUGGAAAUGAAUUAUACAAGGACAGUAUCAGAUAACGCACAUGAAGAAAGCUAUAUAACUCAAACUGAUCAUUGGAGUGAAGUUAUUUGUAGACCUUUUUUAGAUGCAGAAAAUUCCAAUUCAAUUACAAGAGCAUUCUAUCUGCCACCGAAUGCUUGGCAAAAACUGAAGACAUUUAUCAGCUAUUUACCUUCUAGGUUGACUAAUAGCGUGGCAUUCAACACGUUAGGAAACCUUAAAUGGGGAGAUUAUUGUUUAUUACGGAGAAAAGAUGAAACUGAACUGAUAAACGUAGAGAAGGAUUGGACAGUAAUUCCGAAUAUUCGUUUUUAUGUUGAAAAUUGGUAUUGGAAAUAUAUCAAUAUGUAA